Messenger RNA from Pseudonaja textilis, 3569 nucleotides. RefSeq names its product forkhead box protein J2. The record is from RefSeq and is a predicted model, not a curated record. Gene Ontology annotation, molecular function: DNA-binding transcription factor activity, RNA polymerase II-specific; RNA polymerase II cis-regulatory region sequence-specific DNA binding. NCBI's taxonomy places the organism in Eukaryota, Metazoa, Chordata, Lepidosauria, Squamata, Elapidae. Gene Ontology annotation, cellular component: nucleus. Gene Ontology annotation, biological process: regulation of transcription by RNA polymerase II.
AGCCGGGGCCUGCAGUGGAGCCGCGGCCCAGCGCGCACCGAGCCCGAGCGGAGGCGGCAGCGGCGAGGGAGGCCGCGGCGGGCCUGCUGCAACCGAGGGAUCGAGGGAGGGCCGGGUCGGGCUGGGCGCUGCUGCGAGGCUCCGGGGCCGGCCGGCCUUUCCUGCGAGAGCGAGCGAGAGGCGUCCGCAGCGGCCCUUCGCGAGGCCUCCGCCGCGCCCUUCCUGGUCCGUCCAGGCGAGGCCCGGCGCCUCUCCGCCCGCCCACGGAGAUGCGGGAUCGGCGGGCGCUGAGGGCCGGGCGGAGCAUGAGGCCGGGGCGCGGGACGACGGAGACGGAGGCGGCGUCCCCCUGAGCGGCCGGUGGGUCUUGUCCUCCAGCGCCAUGGCUUCCGACCUGGAGAGCAGCCUGACGUCCAUCGACUGGCUCCCUCAGCUCACCCUUCGGGCCACCAUCGAGAAGUUAGGCGGCGCUGCUCAGUCGGGCGCCCCGGGAGCUGGCCGGAAGUGCCCGCCUGGCUCUCCGACGGACCCCAAUGCCACUUUGAGCAAGGAUGAGGCUGCCGUCCACCAGGACGGGAAGCCCCGGUACAGCUACGCCACCCUGAUCACCUACGCCAUCAACUCCUCACCCGCCAAGAAAAUGACCCUCAGCGAGAUCUACCGCUGGAUUUGCGACAACUUCCCCUAUUACAAGAACGCGGGCAUCGGAUGGAAGAACUCCAUCCGGCACAACCUCUCGCUGAACAAAUGCUUCCGGAAAGUGCCUCGGCCCCGGGACGACCCUGGAAAGGGCUCAUAUUGGACGAUUGACACCUGCCCUGAUAUUUCCCGGAAGAGGCGCCAUCCACCAGAUGACGAUCUCUCCCAGGAUUCCCCGGACCAGGAGGCCAGCAAAAGCCCCCGGGGCUCCGUCUCUCUGGGCCCUGAGGCCUCGCUCUCCCCCGAGUCCAACCAGCAGCUCUCCUUGCAAAGCACGCCCCCUCUGAGCAGUUACGGCCAGCAGAGCGCGGGGCCGGUGGAGGUGGCCGCCACGGUGGCGGGCGGACAAGGCCGUGAAGGGACCGAGGGGCCUCCUCCGCACUACAGCACCAGCAACGACUUGAAGUUCUCCUACUCCGAAAUCAACUUCCAGGAUCUGAGCUGGUCCUUCCGAAACCUCUACAAAUCGAUGCUGGAGAAGUCCUCCUCUUCUCAGCAUGAUUUCUCCUCCCUCCUGGGGGAGAUGCAGCCCUCCAACCACAGCUACUACAUGUACCAGCAGCCCCAGGGGCCCCCAUCCGUCCACGCUCCAGCCUCGGACAGCUGCCAGUCCCAGGGCAGCAAGCAGCAGGCGGGGGAUGGCUACGGCCCCGCUCCCGUGAUGUCUCUGCACCCCUCUGCCAUGCAGCACGGAGGGUACCACCAGCACCACCACCUCCCCCAUGCUCACCCGCAGCAGCAGCAGCAGCAGCAGCAGCAGCAGGCAGCCCCUCCUCUCAAUAACGCCGGCUUCGCUUUCCCCCCUGACUGGUGCUCCAACAUUGACUCCCUGAAGGAAAGCUUCAAGAUGGUCAAUCGGCUCAACUGGUCCAGCAUUGAACACUCCCAGUUCUCGGAGUUAAUGGAGAGCCUCCGCCAGGCGGAACGGAAGAACUGGUCCUUAGACCAGCACCACAUUGCCAACCUCUGCGACUCCCUCAACCACUUUCUCACCCAGACCGGGCAGCUCCCUCACCUGGGGGGGCCCCCGCACCCCACCCGCAUCUCCGAGUCCUGUGCCCUGAACAGCAACAAGCAGGAGCAGCCCAUGAGCCAAGUGAACUCGUAUGGCCAGCCGGCACCCCCCCACCUCUACUCGGGACCUUCUGCGAUGUACCCAAUUCCCACCCAGGACUCGCCAGGGUAUAACCGCCCAGGUCACCAUUUGGUUUCGCGGCCCCCUCCAGGCGCCCCCGAGGAGAUCCCUGAUGACUUCAACUGGGAUUUGAUCACCUAGCAAGCCAGAGACUUGGUAGCCCGUCCCUCCUGGAGGCCCCCCCCCCCCCGCGGGGGGGAGGAGGAGGAGGAGGAAGCAGUGCGUGCUGGUCCCAGGCCAGCAGCGCUCGGCCUCCUUCCUUGCCUGUAAAUAGAUAUAUAUUCUCUUCUUCAGCCAGAGAAGCUGCCACCAGAUACUGCCGAAGAUAAUCUUCCUUGCGCUCCUUGGUUUUACCUUCUUUUCUUCUCCCUUAUUAUUAUAUUAUUAUUAUUAUUAUUAUUAUUACCACCUUCCUCCUCAUCCUUGUACCCAGCCCUUUUUGCUCUAUCUGCCAGCUUCGGACUUUACACGUUUAUUGGGCGCCUUGUCUGGAGGCAAGUUGGAAGGCUGCCCUGGGGCCGGAGGAGACUUCCAAAGAAUGGAGGGCACCUCGUCAUCCUCCUCCUCCUCCUCCUCCUCCUCCUCCUCGUCACCUCUUGCCUUGUACAAUCCCUCUUUCCCCCAGAGGUGGCCAGGGACUCUCUUGAUGGCUGCUGAAGUGAGCGCACCCGUGGAUCUUGAGUCUGUAAGAAUUAUGUUCUUCCUAAAUGUCGUGACGUAUGUAUGUGUGUGAGGGGGGGGGGCGGGGAGAGGACUUGUUGGACUGCUCUGGAGGAGAAAUCUGCCCGCUUCUUUGCACCUGCGAGCAGCAGCGGAGGAAGGGAGGCCAGGACGGUGGCCAGAUGGGAGGAAGGCUGAGCUCGGAGAGGCUGAGAGAGGCCGGAACGGGAAGCGAGGAGGAGGAGGAGGAGGAGAUUGUCCGACCUGCAACACGGAGGCUGCUGCCGAGAGAGGAGGUCCGGCGGUGGGGUCGCCUCCAUGUUGGACUCCCUGCCGUUUUGCACUUCAGCCCUUGGCAGGCCAGAAGAGCUGGACAGGCCUGCUCCGUGCCAGGUGGGCUGGACAGCAAGGACCGCUGGACAAGACACCAUCACUCUCCCCCGGGGGCUUCUCCCCCGGGCCCCCCCUCCUUGGCUCCCCUCUUGGAAGGCGGCAGAUGAGACAGACAAAUCAAGAGGAACCGCAACUCUUCUCCCCUCCGAGGGUUCUUUUUUUUAAAAAAAAACUUCUGGAUUUUACUUCUUCUCCCCUUCCUUUUGCUGGAAACGUGUUGUGACUUGUGAUACAAAAGUGGAGGAGGAAGAGGAGGGUUCCCCCCCACCCCCGCGCCUUGUAUAGCCGAGGGAGGGACGAUGCUUCCUGUGGCAGAUGGAGGGAGGCAGAAAGAGGAACGUGGAGACGGGCAGAACUUGGAGGGUGCAGAUGGGAGCCAAGCUCUGAGCGAGUGGUGUGUCCCCCCCACCCCCCACCGGGAAGGGAAGCUGGACAGCCCCUUCUGCUGCAGGGAGGGCCGGGAGCAGCCGAGGCCAGGCGGAUUGGGGGCAGGCCCUUCCAAGCGUGGCCGCUGUACAAAAGGCGCCCACCUGGGAUCCCAUGUUGAGCUGGCUGUGGCACCCCGUGCCCUGCUGCGGGGCUCCCUCUUCCCAGAGUGCUGCUCUGUGGCCAGGCUUCUGCUUCUCCUGCGGGCCCCUCCAGCGGCAAGCCUGCUUUGUGUGGGCGGGGAGGGGGGGAGAGC